CUCAAGACAAUCCGCCUGAAACACUUCAAACCCUCCUCACGUAUGAGAAAACGCCGGGUCAAGCACAAAGAUUUCUCGGUACACUCGCGUGGAUCGGAUUUAACCUCUUAUUUUUCUACAACGCACUCGACAGUGGCAAAUUUUCUGAACAUAAAAACAAGUGGGUGACGGUACAUAAACAGAGGGUAAUAGAGUAUGGACAAAAGUAUGAUGAUAAAUUGGACUACAUUCUCGAAACCAUGCCCGGUGCUGUCCAAAUCCCGGUUGAUCAGAAACGUCUGCCAUGUAAUCCACCAGCAAAGAUGGUAAUUGUUCAGCGUACUGAAAAUGGCAACGACUACAAGGUUUGA
Paraglomus occultum is the source of this 350-nucleotide messenger RNA. Lineage: Eukaryota; Fungi; Glomeromycota; Glomeromycetes; Paraglomerales; Paraglomeraceae. The record is from the annotation of a GenBank genome assembly.